This is a messenger RNA of Harpegnathos saltator (Jerdon's jumping ant), 1722 nucleotides long. RefSeq lists its product as uncharacterized. The coding region runs from base 776 to 1096 and encodes 106 amino acids. Lineage: Eukaryota; Metazoa; Arthropoda; Insecta; Hymenoptera; Formicidae. The record is from RefSeq and is a predicted model, not a curated record. The transcript has 3 exons.
UCACGCAACGAACGAAUGAAUGAAAACGUCGACAGACGGGCAAAAUCGCGAGCAAACAUUCGCGGCACACGCCAAGUCCCGCGCGCAGGUGAGCGCAAAGGUGCGUCGCGCGAGUGGCAGCGCGUGCACACACAUCCCCGCGCGACACGCUGUGAUCGCUUUGGAGGGGUUUAUCAGCGUCCAGCAUUGCUUAGCUGGCGCGUCACACCACCACGCUUUGCUUCACCACACUUAGUCGCUUGGUAUCCGUUUGACUAGCCGGCUUUCCCGCAUUUGUGCGCAUUGUCCCGCACGAGCGACACGACUCGUUACUUUGUGUUUGUCGUUAAUCGCGCCGCGAUAACGCGAAAAGAGUUGCGGCCGUCUCUCUCCCUCCGUCUUUCUCACAAACACACCUGUCGAGUUCUCGCGGCUUCUCGGUCACGAUUUCCUUCGUCGCGCGUCGUCGUCGUCGUCGUCGUCGUCGUAGAUAAGCGGAUCGUAGUGAAUCCUCGCGGGAUCUUUCUUGGGUCGAAAUUGAGGGAGUCUCGACUCGAUGAUUUUCGAGCGCGAAAUGCUCAGUAGGGCUCCAUGAGGUGCGCUCGGCAAAUUCUUCGGGAUUUACGAUGCCAUUGUGCUGCGAAAGAUACGCGGACGAACGCGAUAACGCGCUGAUAUCUUGAUAUCUUGAGCAAGCGCGCGCGCGACAUCUUACACGGACGGCCUGCGCGCGCGCGCGCGCGCGCGCCAGGUGUGUGUUCUCCUCGCGGAUUCUGCUUCGCUCGCUAUACUCACGAUGGAGACUGCCGACUUGACGCUAUAUUUUUACAUUGCGUGUGGUAUCGCCGCCGGCGCGCUUAUCUUACUUUUCAUUUUGGUGGCCGUGCUAUUCGUGAAAGUAAAUCGAUUAGCUCGGGACGGGUCCAACCAACUAAACAGGCAGACAAACAUGAUGGCGGACUUUUGUUACACCAAUCCCACAAUCGUGCCAGGGGAAUUGCUGUCUCGUCGUGGCUUUUCCAUGUAUAGCGGGGCCGACAAUUUCGACGAGGAGUUGGGCAGGAGCAAGAAUUCCAUUCAGUAUGGGACUUAUCAUGAGGCACGGUCGAAAUUCUAAUUCAUCGAUCAGACUGACGCCGCGUCUCUUCAGCGCGUCGUGUAACAAUGGCGCGCGCGUUUACUCAUGCCGAUUAAUCGACCACUGAUGGGAUCGAUUAGAGAUUAAGUAAUUUAUCGCCUCAGUUUAAGUCAUUGCGUUAAUUGUUAUUAAUGUGAAGUAUAUAUAUUUACUCUCUAACGUCUAAAUAGGUUUUUGUUGUAUAACUUAUCGCGAAAUGAAUCAGAUGCACGAGCUCAAUCUUUCUUACCGACAGACUAAAAAUCGAGGUCAUUUCAAAUCGAGGCUUUGUUUCUCUCCUUUUGCAACCAGGAUAACCGUAUCGUAGGCGAAGAGAAUCGUAUUGAUCUCGUGACCGACACUCGUAAAAAUGAUCCUCAAUGAUGUGUUGAAUAUUUUCACGCCCGCGAUACUUGGCUGUGACGUACAGGUGUGCGAUUUGUGAGGAAAUUAAGAUCUAAUUAACAGAAAUCGAGACGCGAUUCUACGACGCGAUUAACGCGACGUCUUGGUUACGUUGAUUUUCGCUCAUGCGCAAAAUCUCUCGAAUUUAAUUGAUCGAAGCGAUAGCUAAAACGAUGAGGCACAGCGACGAAAUUCUGACGAAUUCUGACGAAGAGAGACGA